Messenger RNA from Lacerta agilis (Sand lizard), 1807 nucleotides. It is a transcript of the gene CLCC1, whose product is annotated as chloride channel CLIC like 1. The transcript has 13 exons. The coding region runs from base 207 to 1667 and encodes 486 amino acids. The record is from RefSeq and is a predicted model, not a curated record. Gene Ontology annotation, cellular component: membrane; endoplasmic reticulum. Gene Ontology annotation, molecular function: chloride channel activity. NCBI's taxonomy places the organism in Eukaryota, Metazoa, Chordata, Lepidosauria, Squamata, Lacertidae.
UGGGUCCGUUGCCUUCGUUCGCUUGUUUUUAAAAGCGCGAGGAACCGUUGGCGGUUGGCGAAGCGAAUACCUCAGAAAAAGAGGAGCCGGAAAUCCCCAUGAAUCUCCCUUGUUCUCUUAUAAUGGCAGUGGCGCCCACCUGAGAGGUGCGCCGGAGUUGAGUUCGGGCGACUUCUGGCUGAAAAAGCCCUGCCUGUGACCCAAAGAUGAUGCUAGUUCCUUUGAUACUGUGUGUAAUCCUGCUGAUAGGAGGGAGCGAAACUCAAAAUGAUGACUGGAUUGAUCCAACAGACAUGCUGAAUUAUGAUGCAGCUUCAGGAACCAUGAGAAAGCCUGAUAAGUUACUGCAGGUGAACCAGGAUGAUUCUGAAGAUAACGUUCCCCAAAAAUCAGUGGUAAAAGAAAAUAUUGUGGAUGUUUCCAUGUGCCAAAAGCAACUAGAUUCUUUAAUUCUUAAGGUUUGUUUGCAUCUUGAAGAAUAUGAAAAGAAAGAUAAAGCCAAGUUAUAUGAAAACAAUAGCAUCCAUGUUUUUAAGAGAUAUUUGAAUAAGAUUUUAAUUGAAGUUGGAAGACUUGGUCUUCCUGAUGAUAACACUGGAGAUGUGCAUUAUGAUGCUGAGAUCAUCCUUACGAGACAGACAUUUAAUGAAAUCAACAGGUUCCUUAAUGAAGAGGGCUGGAAAUCAGCUGCUUUGGAUGAUGCACUCAGUGAUAUUCUGAUUAACUUUAGGCAUCAUGAUGCUGAAGUUUGGAAAUGGAAGUUUGAGGACACAUUUGGGGCUGAUGCAUAUAAUGUCUUUAUGGUACUUCUGUGUUUAGUGUGCAUUUCAGUAAUAGUUGCUACAGAACUAUGGACACGCAUUGGUUGGUUUACACAGCUGAAACGUGUUUUAUUCAUAAGUUUUCUCAUCAGUUUUGGGUGGAACUGGAUGUACCUAUAUAAGGUAGCCUUUGCUCAGCAUCAAGCUGAAGUGGCAAAAAUGGGAAAAUUUGAUACUGUAUGUGCUGAGAAGAUCCAAUGGAGUGAUGGUCUAAUAGAAUGGUUUAGAAGCUCGAUGACGUUCCAAGAUGAUCCUUGUCAAAAGUAUUAUGAAACCGUAUUAGUAAAUCCUAUUUGGCUUGUUCCUCCAACAAAGGCAUUGGCUGUUACAUUUACCAAUUUUGUAACGGAGCCAUUGAAGCACAUAGGUCAAGGAAUUGGUGAAUUUAUUAAAGCACUCAUGAAAGAGAUUCCAUUGCUGCUACAUAUUCCAGUGCUGGUGAUCAUAGCAAUAGCAGUUUUGGGUUUCUGUUUUGGGGCUGGAAGCUCAGUGAAUGCGCUAAGGAUGUUAAGCUACUCGGACAAGCGGCCACCUCCAGCACUUCCUCCAACAGAUAAACAGCCGCCUGCACUUCCCCCAAGGGACAGACAGUUACCUCCUGCACUUCCUCCAAGGGAUAAACAGCCACCUCCUGCAGUUCCUCCAAGGAUCAGAGCAUUACAAGAACAAAUGCUGCAUCUGCAACCAAAUGAUGCAAGUGAAAACGGUGUCAACAUUAUAGAAAAUACGGAGAAUACGAACAGUAUUUACUCCAUCAAGAGCGGACCUUAUGACAGAGGAGAUGCUUCAGUAAAGUCUUCAGAAGAAGUAAAUUCACACAACAGAAACAGAAAAAAAGAACAGUGAAGACCAUCCUAGUGAAUUAGAUACCAAACCAGGUGAUCAAGCUACUGAUAGAAUAGAGAACAGCACAGAUCAAAGCCUGGUUGAACUGGACAGACCUAGCCACAUACAAGAAUUUACAAGAGGCAAUGAAGAUGAAACAA